AUGGCAGACCUAACCUUAAGAAAUAAAUCAGCUGAGAUUUUGAGCAGACCAAAAAAUCCAGAACUAGAGAUGGAUUUCAGAGCAACUUGCUCAACGAGUCAAAUCAAUCUUAGUCUUUAUGACCCACCACUAAUGCAAACUUGCCAAGAUUAUCUUAAUGCUUGUCAACAAGGAGCAUCUCUUUAUAAUCUUAGAGAAGAUAACAGAAGAACUGAUUUAAUUAUUUAUAACACUGAAACUGAGACCCAAGAAGUCAAAACCUUGCAGUCUCCAAAACCACUAGACUCAAGCACUUGCAUAACUCAACUUCCAAAUGGCAAGCUAUUCUGUUUUGGUAAUUUUAUACAUUCUGGAAUUACAGUGCUAAUUGAUGCAAAUGGUGGAGUCGAAGUGCUGCUGUCUGGAACUCCUUGUGCAUGAUCAUCAUGCAUUUAUUUCAACAAAAGUGUCUAUUGUUUUGGAGGAUAUAGUAACAGAAGCUUAUGUACUCUAUCUAGUAGAUUUGAUUUAGAUCAGAAUCGAUGAAUUAAAUUAACUCCAAUGCCAAAAGCUGAUGCCCAGUGCAAUAGUAUAAUAUUUAAUGGAAAUAUUUUGAUUUCUGGAUUAAGAAAUAAAAAUCUUUUGUUAUACUCAAUCGAUAUUGACUCUUUCUCGACAAUUCCUUAUGAGUUUGCAAAAGGGAAAAGAAAGAUCCUGAUAAAUGCAGGUAGACUUUAUUUGAUUGAAUGCGAAGAAGGAGUUAUCUAUGAAAGUGAAAUUGGAAGUUACACGAAUUGGAGACCAGCAGAAUGAAGAUCAACAAUCAAUUUCUAUACUUCUCAAGUGUAUUGUUCAUAUAAUGAAGGAUUUAUAUACAUUGGAAUGGAGGGAUCUGACUACUUCAAGUUUGACUUGAAUGAAAAGAGCUUAAUUGCAUUAAAAAAGUCAUAA
Messenger RNA from Blepharisma stoltei, 930 nucleotides. The record is from the annotation of a GenBank genome assembly. NCBI's taxonomy places the organism in Eukaryota, Ciliophora, Heterotrichea, Heterotrichida, Blepharismidae.